GUAUGUUAGUUAAAUAAUCAUGCCACAAGCUUAUUUGUUACUACAAAGCUAAGUACUUUAGCAAUAUUAGGAACAUAGUACUAAAAUAAAUUAGCAACCGCGUACAAAUAGAGGCUGACUUGCAAUUUAAGCGUCGGCUGGAAAAGGACUGGAGACACUGAAAUAUGGGAAACUGUCUCAAGUCUCCAACAUCAGACGACAUCUCUCUGCUUCAUGAAUCCCAGUCUGACAGGGCGAGUUUUGGUGACGGGACAGACCCAGACCUGGAGCCGCCUCCUCCGUAUCAGGAGCAGACUCACAUGCCCAUGUACCACCCUACACCCAGUCAGGCCCGUCUGGCCACUCAGCUGACAGAGGAGGAGCAGAUCCGCAUAGCUCAGCGCAUCGGCCUCAUUCAGCACCUCCCUAAGGGCGUUUAUGAUAGAGGACCAGACGGCUCGGAGAAGAAGAUCAGAGAAUGCGUGAUCUGUAUGCUGGACUUUGUUUAUGGAGACCCCAUUCGGUUUUUGCCAUGUAUGCACAUCUACCACAUGGACUGUAUAGACGACUGGCUGAUGAGGUCCUUCACCUGCCCCUCCUGCAUGGAGCCCGUGGAUGCUGCCCUGCUGUCCACCUACGGACCAACUGAUUUCUCCCCCGAUGCUUAGCUUAAACUCAGCCCCCUCCAGCACCCAAACCCAACAUCUUCCCUCUUGUUGAGUGAGAGGAGCUAACAAAAAAUGUGUUGGUUAGCUUGCACUUGGAAAAUUUCAAACAUUUAUUCACCCAGCGUUGGCCUUUCCUGUCCCUCUCAGAUCUGAUGCUAAUUAAGCUGGUCUUAAAAACAUCAGUGACAUGAGUCAGGCUGAACGUUUCCCCCCGCACCAUCGUGUUUCUGCGUGUUGCGUUUUGCUGAGGCAGAGUUCAGUGUUGCUGC
This is a messenger RNA of Nematolebias whitei (Rio pearlfish), 916 nucleotides long. RefSeq names its product RING finger protein 11-like. The coding region runs from base 165 to 647 and encodes 160 amino acids. NCBI's taxonomy places the organism in Eukaryota, Metazoa, Chordata, Actinopteri, Cyprinodontiformes, Rivulidae. The record is from RefSeq and is a predicted model, not a curated record. The transcript has 3 exons.